GCAGGCUCACGCGCUAGCCGUGUUGCCGCAGCGGUGUGUCGGGGUCGAAGCUCGCCGCCGGUGCAGAUAGACGCGGGUUUAAGCAGCGCAGCUCGCUAACCUGCAGCCGCGACACACUCCUCACCUGGUGCAGGCGGCGCAGGGUCUGUUUAUCCGGACUUUUAUUCUGAAAGGGUUGCGGCCACGCGACCGGAAGUGAGAGCUGCUAUUGCAGAUGGUUUCAGUAGAGCACAGCGUUUUCCUUCCGGUUAUCAGCUCCAUAAGCUUCACAUGACGAGUGUGUAAACAUCACACAUCUCACCCCCUGCGUGUUCUGCGCUGCUGUGAGUAAAGCUGUGAGUAAAGCUGUCCCAGUUCUUCUUCUUACGACUGUACAUGUGAACAUCAUUUCCUAGGAGAAAGCAAUGGCAUUCAGGAGGAGUAUCCGAGACAUGUACGAGCAGCGGUUCCAUCCAGACAGAACUGCCCCUUACCCAAGAGGAGCUGGUGGGGAGAGGAGAGCUUUCGGACGUCCUGAUGAUGACUAUGUCCGAAACUUUGACUAUGACUCUCCUCGCUUUUACCCAAACGGUGGUCCCCGAAACUACCACAAUGAAGAUAAGAAGGGCUACCAUAGCGACAGCCACUACUCUUUCUCUAAUGAGUCCAGAGGAGGCCCAGCUAAUCGAAGGGAAGACUACCCUUAUUACAGAGGACCCAAAGAUGAUACUCAUUCUGGACGCCAGGAUUUCAGAGGCUGCAGUCGAGUUGUCCCCUCUCCCAGUGCUCGUGUCCAGGGCUCGUACCCUGCUCCCAGAUCCCUGUCAGCACUGGGCCCCAACUCGGGAGAUGACACAUUAAUCCAGGCCAUUAUGAACUUGGAUCGAGGGGAGGAGAGGGAAAGUCUGCGGCGUAAAGCGCCCUUUCCUCCAGUCCACGACUGCUCUCCUACUCGGCAGGAUGUGUCUCCUUCCCCUCACAGCCGCUCCGGAUCCAGCAUUAGCAGCCGGAGCUACUCUCCAGACCGGAGCAAGAGCCACACGUACCAGCCUCCUCUGGGAAAAAACAGGGACAGAGCCCCAGGGCCCUCUGUCAGCGUGUCCCGAGAUGGAUCACCACAUAGUUCAGUGUCAGCUUCUAAAGAAGAAAUGCCAGUGAUAGAGCGUCAGUCAGAUGAACCUCUGGCUCCUGCAGAUGAAGCCACUACUGUUGCAGAUGACUUCCAUGAACGGCGAUCUCAAGCUAUUGCAGCCAAAGCCCGAGAAAUAGAGAAGGUGUACCGGCAAGACUGCGAGACGUUUGGGAUGGUGGUGAAGAUGCUCGUGGCCAAGGACCCUAGUCUGGAGAAGCACCUGCAGAACCCUUUGAAAGAAAACCUGAGUGAGAUUCGUGAGCGAUGUCUUGAGGAUCUGCGACACUUUAUCUCAGAACUAGAUGAGGUGGUUCGUCAGCCGGAACCUGCGGUCUGAGGUGCCAGCAUCGCUCCUUAGAGAAAACCUUCAUCACUGUUCUGAGUGCACUUGUUCAUGCUUCUGAGAUGUGUAAUAUUUUGGAACAUUAUUUUUUCAUCACAUACAUUCUUGAAUUUAGUUGUAUUUAGUGUACUAAAGUAUUUAGCUGUAUUUAGUCCAUCGUAGAGGAUUGAGUGACUCGUUAGUAUUGAAAAUAAAUACUAAUUGUAUUGAUACAGUAUUAAUUCAUGUUUUUCAGUUUUCAUCAAUCAGUUUUCAUCAAAACUGGAUUAUGUUUUCAACCUAAACUGCUUAAUCUAGUUGUGUUUUUGUAUCAGUACCAUGUGUAAAUAUUGCCCAUGGAUUAAUAUGAUUUGGCAUUUGGUCUUUUCAAAAUUUUAUUGGAAGUUUUUGUUCUUGGAAGUUUCCAGUAUAUUUUUAUCUCUGAAAUCAAUAAAGAUGGCAUAUUCUACCUUA
Molecule: messenger RNA, 1907 nt
Organism: Pangasianodon hypophthalmus (striped catfish)
Lineage: Eukaryota; Metazoa; Chordata; Actinopteri; Siluriformes; Pangasiidae
Gene: pphln1
Product: periphilin 1
Exons: 10
Coding region: 405-1448 (347 amino acids)
Biological process (GO): negative regulation of gene expression, epigenetic; negative regulation of DNA-templated transcription; protein localization to heterochromatin
Cellular component (GO): nucleoplasm
Source: RefSeq, a predicted model, not a curated record